UUUAAUUAAGAAUAUUUCUAAAUAGAAGUGUAUUACGGGCUAUGAGAUGUCGGAUCAAAACGCAGAUGCGAAGCCAAACAUUUUAAUCACCGGAACACCCGGAGCGGGCAAAUCGUAUUUGUGCGAGCGUUUGGCCGAACAAUUGAAGUUCGACUGGUUGGACUGCUCAAAGAUUGCCAAGGAAAAUGAUUACAUUGAGGAGCACGACGAGGAAUACGAUUGUCCCAUUUUAGAUGAAGAGAGGCUUAUGGACCACCUGGAACCGUUGAUGCAGAAGGGCGGCAACAUCGUGGAGUAUCACGGCUGCGAUUUCUUUCCCGAGCGUUGGUUUCAAGCUGUCUUCGUUGUCACCUGCCCCAAUAAGACGCUCUACGAUCGUUUAAAAGAACGCAACUACAAUGAGAAGAAACUUUCCUCGAAUAUAGAGUGUGAAAUCUUUGGCACUAUCCUGGAAGAAGCGCGAGAUUCGUACAAAGCUGACAUUGUUCACGAACUCUGCGGCGAGACGGCAGCAGAUGCCGAUAAAAGCUUGAAAACAGUGAAACAAUGGUACCGUAUGUGGAAGAGAAAAUAAACAUACUUUUAUGAGGAAA
Drosophila persimilis is the source of this 593-nucleotide messenger RNA. RefSeq names its product adenylate kinase isoenzyme 6 homolog (gene Ak6). Gene Ontology annotation, cellular component: nucleus; cytoplasm. NCBI's taxonomy places the organism in Eukaryota, Metazoa, Arthropoda, Insecta, Diptera, Drosophilidae. Gene Ontology annotation, molecular function: ATP hydrolysis activity; AMP kinase activity; ATP binding. The record is from RefSeq and is a predicted model, not a curated record. The coding region runs from base 47 to 574 and encodes 175 amino acids. The transcript has 3 exons.